GAAGACGAAGAAGAAGGAGAAGAAGAAGACGAAAGUGUCAGACGUAAACAUGACAGUUUGACGGAAUUAAACUUUAAAUCGGAACUGGACCAAACCAGACAGAACUCCGACCAGAACCAGUGGAAUAUUUUUUGGAGAAACGAUGGAGUCUGUCGUCAAAUGGAGCUCACAACAAGUGGUGGACUGGAUGAGAGGGCUGGACGACAGCGUGCAGCAAUACGUCCCGUCUUUCCAGCGCCAUCAGGUGGACGGAGAGAAGCUGCUGCGGAUGUCCCACCAGGAGCUGCUGUCUCUGGGCAUGUCCAGGGUGGGACACCAGGAGGUGCUGCUGGAGGCCGUGGACCUCCUCUGUGCUCUGGUCAGUGACUCUCCAACCUUCACAGUACAGACCAGUACAGACCAGUACAGACCAGCACAGGUGAACCUGAAGACCCUGGUGGGGAAGAUGAGGGUCGCUGACCACAACCUGAGCGGCGCCGUGUCCCAGCACAGGAAGAACCCGUCCUACAGCAGCAAGAACUCCCAUCAGCCCUCCAACCAGUUCCUGACGGCUGUGGUGGAACUGAUCUCAGCUGCCAAGAGUCUGCUGGGCUGGAUGGACAGGACUCCUCUGACCAACGACUUCACCUUCACCAAAAGCACCAUCAUCCAGCUGUGUCUGGAGUUGACCUCUACUGUCCAGAAGGACUGCAGUGUUUAUGAGAUGGAAGAGAAGAUUCUGGAAGUGUCACGUGCUCUGACCUGCAUCUGUGAGAAGACGGUCCAGACGACCUCUGACCCCUCCAAGAAUGAGAUGGCCUGUCUGGAGGAGGUUCACAUUACCAACGUCCGACCAGGCGAAGGACUGGGGAUUUACAUCAAAUCAACGUACGACGGACGUCAUGUGAUCACAGGAACCACGGAGAAUUCUCCUGCAGACAGAACCCAGAGGAUUCACGCUGGAGACGAGGUCAUUGGGGUCAACCAGCAGACGGUGGUCGGUUGGCAGCUGAAGCAUCUGGUGGACAAGUUAAGGGCGGAGACAGGAAGUGUAGCCCUGGUGGUGAAGAAGAGACCGUCAGGCAUCACAGGCAGUUUUGUUCCUGCUCCACUGAAGAACAUGCGCUGGAGGUCCCCACAGGUGCAGACGUCUCAGAGAACCUCAGGAGUCUACAGACCUCAACCACACCAGAACCCAGACAGUCUUGGACCCAGAGCCUCCGUCCUGGACCUGUACCUCCCUCCUCCUCCUACAGCUCCGUACUUCCCAGUGACCACCAUCUCAGCUUCAGGCGUGGACCUCAGACCCCGGUCUCCAAACUCCUGCCUGGACUCAAACCCACGACCACGCUUUGGUGUCUCACGUGACAUUACGAUGUCAGAUGUGGCCCCGCCCCCUGAAGUCAACCAGCCAAUCCCGGUCCGUUAUCGUGCUCGUUCCUCCGCUCACUCCAAACCUCGGCCCGUCUCUAUGCCCGUGGAGUCUCUCUGUGGCUCCGCCUCCUCCAGGCCCGGCGCUCACAGAAGGAAAGGUCACGACCUCCUUCACAGGUGCCUGAGUAACGAGGGCAUCAGCUCCAUCACCGAGGAGGAGCCCUGUUACCCCCUGCCCUACCGCGGCCACCCAUCGGUCCGCGGGGUCGACCACAUCAGAGGGAGCCAGUGCUUCAUUAACUCAGACCUGCACAACAGCGCCACCAUCCCAUACCAGGAAGCGUCUUCCAAGAAGUCCGCCACGUCCGCCGCCGUUUCUCCUCCUGCUCCGACCAAACAGUCCAAGUCUCUGCUCACAGGGUGGUUGGCUCGACUCCGACUGCUCAGCCAUUGAUCCACUCAAAACCACAGCGCCACCGUCUGGACUGGAGAGGAGACUGAGAAGGUAGGAUGUUAACACUCCACACUCUGAUCCAGCUGGACUUUUGUUUCCUUCAACUUCAAAUGUUAUUGCUAAAAAAGUUCUACAGAACCGUUGACUCCAAAAACCAGUUCUCUUCAGGAUUCUCCAGGAAACUCAGGUCAGUCUGACACCUGUGGUCAGUGGAGACGAGUUCCUCCGUUUGAGGAAGUGCUUUAGCUUUAUUUUUGUACUAACAAGGAGCCAUGUAGUACUACUGCACAAGUACUACUGUACAAGUACUGCUGCACAAGUACUGCUGUACAAGUGUGUACAUAAGAUGAGAUAGAGUUUAUUUUUGUAGAAAUCUGUGCUGAUUUUGAAAUGACAAAAUUCUUCAAUUUU
Cynoglossus semilaevis (tongue sole) is the source of this 2218-nucleotide messenger RNA. RefSeq names its product connector enhancer of kinase suppressor of ras 3-like. The transcript is spliced from 12 exons. NCBI's taxonomy places the organism in Eukaryota, Metazoa, Chordata, Actinopteri, Pleuronectiformes, Cynoglossidae. Bases 143 to 1807 code for a protein of 554 amino acids. Gene Ontology annotation, cellular component: cytoplasm; membrane. Gene Ontology annotation, molecular function: protein binding. The record is from RefSeq and is a predicted model, not a curated record. Gene Ontology annotation, biological process: regulation of signal transduction.